CGUGCACACAGUCGGUAACGUAACACUAUUAUGGCGCUUUAUCAAAGCUCUUUAAAUCCUUCGGAGAAAGGAAUAUGUAGAUAUUCUAAACAUCGAAUAAAGUUUGAUUAACAUUUGCAAACUUAUGAGACAAGAAAGGAACGAUCAAAUUUUUCUUGACAUUCGAUGAUCUUGUAAAUAUGAGCAGUUCAACGUUUAUUCUUGACAACGGUGCCAACACCGCAAAAGUUGGGUUAGCCUCUGACAGCCCAAAAUUAGUUCCUAAUUGUAUAAUGAAAGCGAAAAGCGAACGACGAAGGCCGUUCGUCGGGAAUCAGAUUGAAGAAUGUCGAGACGCAUCCGGUCUCUUCUAUAUACUACCCUUUCAGAAAGGAUACCUUGUUAAUUGGGACGUACAAAAAACCGUAUGGGAUUAUGUGUUCUCGAAAGAAUGCUGCCCUGUAAAUUUGAGUCACCUCUCUGUAGUUGUGACCGAACCACUAUAUAAUUUCUCCACUGUCCAAGAAGCUAUGACGGAAAUAUUCUUUGAAGAAUACGAGUGCCAAAGUUUACUGAGAAUCAAUCCAGCUACCCUCUCUUGUUACCGAUAUAAAUCAGGAAAUCCUAACACAAAAUGUUGCAUAGUAGUUGACAGCGGAUAUAGUUUUACCCACAUAGUACCCUACAUAAACGAUGUCAAAGUAAAAGAAGGUAUCAGACGGAUUGACGUAGGUGGAAAACUUCUCACCAAUCAUUUAAAAGAGAUAAUAUCUUAUCGUCAACUGCACGUUAUGGAUGAAACUUUUGUUAUAAAUCAAGUGAAAGAGGAUUCUUGUUUUGUGUCGCAAAACUUUUUCAAAGACAUGGAAAUUGCUAGAAACAAGUUGGAGAAUAAUCACAUAAUCAAAGAUUACGUUUUGCCGGACUAUACAACGCUAAGACGAGGUUACUUGAAAAGUCCUGAGCCUCCCAACGAACAGCAAACUCUACGAUUGAGUAACGAAAGGUUCGCUAUACCAGAAAUAUUGUUUUACCCAUCCGAUGUUGGUAUUCGACAGAUGGGUAUACCAGAAGCGAUUAUGGAUUGUUUGAAAUCGUGCGAUGAGGAAACGUGGCCUCAUCUAUUGUCCAACAUCGUCCUUACAGGUGGGAAUGUAAAAUUCCCAGGAUUCCAAGAAAGAAUUUAUACAGAAGUUAGAAGCCUUGCUCCUGCAGAGUUCACGAUAAACGUUUAUUCGCCUGAGAACCCAAUCACGUACGCAUGGUACGGUGGUAAAACAUUAUCAGAAGAUCCAUCGUUUUCAAGCCUUUUAGUUACCAGGGAGGAGUACGAUGAAGAAGGUCAAAAUCUUUGUUUCGAAAAAUUUGAUAUUUAAUCAUGCCAAAUAUUACGAAUACAAUUAAUGUAUAUUUAAUUAAAUAUCUUUUCUAAUGAUGUCCGAUCGCUCUGAAUGUAGUAUGUAUUUAGUUUUCAAAUUAUAAUUUAUCAGUCCACCAUA
Megalopta genalis is the source of this 1478-nucleotide messenger RNA. It is a transcript of the gene Arp6, whose product is annotated as Actin-related protein 6. The record is from RefSeq and is a predicted model, not a curated record. Lineage: Eukaryota; Metazoa; Arthropoda; Insecta; Hymenoptera; Halictidae.